Molecule: messenger RNA, 2169 nt
Organism: Cimex lectularius (bed bug)
Lineage: Eukaryota; Metazoa; Arthropoda; Insecta; Hemiptera; Cimicidae
Gene: Adck1
Exons: 10
Coding region: 377-1936 (519 amino acids)
Biological process (GO): protein phosphorylation; lipid homeostasis; mitochondrion organization
Cellular component (GO): mitochondrial inner membrane
Molecular function (GO): protein kinase activity; ATP binding
Source: RefSeq, a predicted model, not a curated record
GUAGUUUAGUACUCUUCUACUGUGACUGAAAUUGUUGAGAUUCCACCGGCCAGUACCAAUUUGACCAGAAUUUAGUGAAAUAUUCAAUAUAGCUUUGCCUAGAUGAAGUUGUAGAUAUGCUAACUUUUAACCAAUAGAUCUAACACCAGGAAACAAUCCAGAAAUAAAAUUGUAAUUCUCUGUUCUUAUCGAUUCUGAGAAGUUUCAACCUCAACUGUAGUUUAUUCUCCAUCUCGUGGAACUAAUUAAAAAAUUUCAUUAUUGGAAAAAAAAAAUGGGUUAUCCGACAUUGCAAAUUGUAACUUUACCAAGAUGGUGUUUGAAGAGUUAAAAAAAAAUUCUGUGCUGAGUGAAGAUCUAAUGUAUCAAAGAAGAAAUGUGGUCUUUGAGUUCAAGGAAGCUGCUGAAAUAUGGUAUGUUAGGCUGUUUGGCACUCGGCGGCCUUGCUAGUGUGACUGCUAGUAGGCCCGACGUAGAAAAUGUAGGCCUCGUUAGAUUUGGACGCGCUGCCAAGACGGCAUGUUCUAUUGCGUAUCUGUACAAAGUGAAGCUGAACAUCCCUGACCUGGAUCCAUCCUCAGAAGAAUAUCGUACUUUCAAAUCAAAGAUUCACCUUGAAGGUGCACAACACCUUCUCGACCUUUGCUGCGCAAAUAAAGGUGUUUUUGUCAAAGUAGGCCAACACUUAGGUGCCUUGAACUACCUCCUUCCGGCCGAAUAUACCGACACUCUAAAAGUGUUGCACCAAAGUGCACCGAGUUCCCCUUUAAGUGAGAUAUACCAUGUCAUCAGAGAAGAUCUCAAGCAAGACCCAUUGGAAUUAUUUAGUGAAUUUAGCCCAGAGCCUUUGGGCACAGCAUCAUUGGCGCAAGUGCACAAAGCAAAAAUGAAAGAUGGGCGCUUAGUCGCUGUGAAGGUGCAGCACGGAUACGUUAGAAAAAACACUUUAAUCGACAUGAGAACAAUGGAGGUUCUUGUUGAAAUCGCCUCGUGGGUUUUCCCCGAUUUCAAGUUCAACUGGCUUGUGGCGGAGACAAAGAAGAAUAUCCCGAAAGAACUGAAUUUCAAGCAGGAGGCUGAAAACAUCCGCAAAGUCAAGUCGCUUUAUUCCCAUUUUAACUGGCUGAAGAUUCCUGACGUGUACAACGAUUUGAGCACAGAGCGUGUCCUUGUGAUGGAGUUCGUCGAAGGCGGGAACGUCAACGAUGUUGACUACAUGAGACGUGAGUCAAUUGACUUGUUCGAAGUGUCAGAUAAGCUUGGGAAACUCUAUUCCAGCAUGAUUUUCAAAAAAGGCUUCGUCCAUAGCGACCCCCAUCCCGGGAACAUUCUAGUCAAGAAGGAAGAUGGAACAGUCAAAAUUAUACUUCUCGAUCACGGAUUAUAUGCCGUUGUAAGUGACUUUGUACGACGGGAAUACGCAGGCCUCUGGAUCAGUAUACUUAACAAAGACCAGGAAGGAAUAAAAAAACAUUGUUCAGCUCUUGGGGUUGGAAAUUACUCGGAUUUUUUUGCAUGCAUGGUCACUGCCCGUUCAAAGCAGGCGAUUGAUAGUGGAAUAGUUGAGACAAAAUAUACUGAAAAAGAGAAAGAACUUUUCCAAAGAGGUGUGCCUUUGCUUCUGGCUCAAAUCAUGCAAACUCUUAGUCUUGUCAACAAAGAAAUGUUACUGUUAUUAAAAACUAACGAUUUACUCAGGGGAAUUGAGUAUACAUUGAAAACUGAAAAUAGAAUGUCGUCAUUUUUAAUAAUGUCACGCCAUUGCAUACGAUGUAUCUAUGAAGAUAAUAGAAAGAAAAUAGUGUCCAGGACGUCGAAGCUUCUACUCUAUGGAAAAGAACAAUGGGAUCUUUUCAAAAUAACAUUAUAUUAUUUUUACCUUAGUGUAAAGACGUUAUCAUUGAAGUCAGCUUUACGAAGCUUUGUCUUUGACUAAUUAAAGAUCGAACAAAAAAUAGUCAUUCUGUUACCCAAAGUUUAAUUCUGAAUGCAUAAUAAAGUUAUUUUUUUUUAUUUUUUAUUUUUUUUUAUAGAACAUCAGCUGCUUGUUUUAGAUGUAUCUCGAAUGUAUUUCCUUCCAUUGUGAAAAUCCUAUGGCUCCUGCAUUGUAAUAUAUUUUUUGGAGGAGUUACUCCUCGCUGAGCAAUAAACUUGCAGUGCUAUCAUUUA